CGAACAUCAACGAAGCAAACUCACCGAACAAGUCAACGUCGCGCGAUUUCACGAUGGGAUCAUUUCAUAGUCAGAGAAAUUCAUAGAAUAUUCAGUCGCUUACAUAUGAUUCUAGACUGAUUCACGCUUCCUGAAUAAAUCUCCGAUUCUUGGAUGAAUCGGAAACAUGACUGACUUCCUCACACCAAUCUCCACCAAAAAGGUGAAGACCAAGGACGUCGAGCCUCUUUCGAAGAAGAUUCAAAACCUGGAAGUUCGAGAUGCAAUCUCCAUCAAAUCUACAGACUCAGCAUUGGAAGCAUUGAAGAAUGAACCGGAUUGGGGGACUGUCAACAACGUCUUAACAUACCUGACGUCUGACGGGGUGAACCUCUUACUACCAGGACCGUUGUUCGCGAGUAUAGCCCAUCAACUCGUCAACACCACGAUACCGAGCUAUUGGAGAACGUUGAAAGAGUCAAAACCUCAAGCCGCUCAGCUCGCUAGAAUCCUUCGUAAUCCUACAGGCCUUGGACAUAUCACCACGAGACUGCGGUCUCUCAUCACAGACAGUCGGCAAAGGAAGGGUCCUGGAACUGCGCGCGAUACUUCAGAGCAUAUAGAAGAUCUUUUCGACGUACUUGAUGGGGUGCUGCGUGACGAUGCAACAUCAAGCUUUGUCUUGAAUGAUAUUCAAAAAUAUGGCAAGAACGCAAUGCAGAAGACGUUGAUCUGGAAAGAGUAUGUAUCGCAGACGGCAUCAGGAAAGAUACUGUCUAUUGCGGCCGAAGCCGAAGAUGUGUUGAAGAAGAGCGAGAGUUCUAGAGACGGCAGCUGGAUUGCGGACGGUUCCAGGUUUGCGGCUUGGUUGGGCCGCAAUAUUGCUGUUCUGAUGAAGAGCGACGACAAGAGUGAAGAGCACUCUACGGCUGUUGUGGAGCUCUGCUCAAAGUCGUUGACGCUGGGAUAUAGUGAUCGUGUUGUGGGCUCUCUUUGCUCCAUUCUCAUUGACGAUGACCGCAUCGAGACUCUCAGGGACUUCAUGUCCCGAAUGAAGACUUUUGAGCAACGGAAAUUUCUCAAUGCAGUGAUCGCUUUCGUGGACAAGCAGUACUUUCCGUCAAUUAUGGUGGAUAAAGAAGAUACCUCAAUUACAGCAUCCAAACCUAUAUCCAGUGUUGCUGGUCUACUAUACAGCCUGACAAAGGACAACGAUGUCUUGAAGGAGCAUCUUGUCUCCGCACUCGCGAAAUCGACGAUUCCCUCAUUAAGCGAGUCGUUCGCCGCCCGUAGAAGCGUCAUUGCUGCGUUAUCCAAAGACGACGACAAGAUUCAUACCUUGCUGGAAAACAGCAUAAGACUUUUCGGAGACUCCGUCUACAUAAAACAUACGCCUAUCGUGCAGCAAGAAGCUCUCGCUCAAACUUUGGCACUAUGCUGUGGCUAUGUCCAGCGAUCGCAAGCCAUGUUUCUGACCAUGAUGGCCAAGUCCACAUACCACACUAACGGAAUGUCAAACCGCAUCGGCGCUUCAUCACCGCGAGCCCGCUUUCUGGGUAUUGCAGUUGGUAUUGCUAUCUCAAAGAUGGUUGACAAGCCAGAGCUUCAACUGAAGAUCGAACUUGAGGGUGCUGAUAUUACGGAGGCAAGAUGGUACCAACGUCUCACUGAAGUGAACGAUAAGCUUGGAAGCACAUCCGACCUGAAAGCACAAGACAAAGCGAAACCUCUAACCAAGCAGUCUGGCCGAAUUCUAAAAUCAGCACUGAAACCGUCGAAAGGGCCAGCCAUCACAGAAAUCCAGGGUCCUCGUGUCGUCGAGAUUCUUUCUGAAUCGGAAGACGAGGAUGGCGAUCUAUUGUCUUACGAGAAGCCAGAUUCCGACCCAGAAGACGAGACCGACGACCCCGAAGCUGUCACCCGAAACAAACCCACUGCACCUGUCUACAUCCGAGAUCUCAUCGCAGGGCUGCGCGACCAAGAGAACUAUGAUCGGCAUGAACUUGCACUCGCAACCGCCGCAUCUCUUAUCCGGCGCAAAGCAAACUUUGGCACUGAAGUAAUUGACCAUCUGGAAGAACUCGCCACCAUCCUCACGGGUCUACAGGACAACUCAGAGUUGGAAGAGUUCGCCCAGCAGAGACAACAAGCUCUGAUCGCUGUGUUACUCGCUAAGCCAGCGCAAAUGGCGCAGUGGUUCGCACGCUCAUUCUUCUCCGGCGACUACAGUCUCACCCAACGCAUCGCCAUGCUCACAACGCUUGGUCUUGGGGCGCGUGAACUUGCUGGCGUAAAGGACUCAUCAACCGACAACCUCAUCCCACCCAAGCCGUCCUUCCCCAGCAAACAGCUCCCACCCCAUCUCCACAAGAUGUACACCGCGAACCAAAACACCAGCCCCGUAUCUAAACUCACAAGCAGCAUGGCCCGAGACAUGCUCUCCCCGCUCGCCUCACAAGCCGCGGACCAGCUCACCGGCCCCAACAUCCUCAAAGUGCGCACCUUCAGCUCGCGCAUGGAGGUCGAGAAGAAGCGGCAAAAGCCCAUCCCAAACGCCCUCGCCCAGGUCGUCGCGGAUAACUUCUUUUUCCCGCUGUCCGGCCGUUGGUGGCUGCAGGUCCGCAACAGCAACGACUCGAUCUACGCGUCCACGCACCUUCUGCCGCCGUUUCUGCAGACGCUGUCUCUGCUGUUGAAUGCGUCGGGCCCGAACACGCUGUCGUUGCCGCAGAUGACGCGCGAGUUCUGGGAUCUACUUCUCUCGGUGCGCGGGCUGGCGGGGAAAGACAAGGCGGUGUUGAAUGCGGUGUUGUUCGGCUUCUUGAUGUUGCUGGAGACUAAUGAGAAUAAGGAGCGGGUGGCGACGGAGCACGGGAAGGAGUUGAUGGAGACGCAGGCGUGGGUGAAGAUGGUGUUUGAUGGGCUGGGGGCGGGGAGCGAGGAGGAUGAGAGGGUUAGGGUGUUGGCGGCUGGUGUGGUGGUGCGGUGUGGGGAGGUGGUGGAGAAGUAUCAGCGGAGGAUGGCGGGCGCGCUGAUGGAUUAUUGAAGGUAGAUUACUCGACGAGACUCGAAUGCGUUCUCAUUGAGGUGACUGUGCUACAGAAAAUAUAU
This is a messenger RNA of Dothidotthia symphoricarpi CBS 119687, 3090 nucleotides long. RefSeq lists its product as uncharacterized. Gene Ontology annotation, cellular component: cytosol. NCBI's taxonomy places the organism in Eukaryota, Fungi, Ascomycota, Dothideomycetes, Pleosporales, Dothidotthiaceae. The transcript is spliced from 5 exons. The record is from RefSeq and is a predicted model, not a curated record. Gene Ontology annotation, biological process: protein stabilization; telomere maintenance via telomerase. Gene Ontology annotation, molecular function: Hsp90 protein binding; telomeric repeat DNA binding. The coding region runs from base 167 to 3025 and encodes 952 amino acids.